AUGGAUAUCCGUGGAAGAAAGAUGAAGAAACCGCCUGCGUGCGUGCAGUGUAGGAAGAGGAAGAUUGGUUGUGAUCGAGUGAAGCCUAUAUGUGGGAAUUGUUUGAAGAAUGGUAAGACGGAUUGUUUCUUUCCUGAUGUUCCUGGACAGUAUGUGCCGUCGAAUUCUUCUUUGCAAAAUUCUGCCAAGUAUGAGCUGGCGAGGGAAAAUGCAGCUGAAUUGCAUCAUAAUCCUGAAUUGGCCUCGAUGGAGCAGAUAAGAGAGUAUAAUACGAGGCUACAGUUAUUGAAUGCGCAGCAGCAUAGGACCUCGCCUGGCCCUAUGGAGACUGCGCAGUUUAUUCCUAGGACUGUUCCGACUUUCGAAAAUAAACCUGUAAGUUCUGCUAAUGGAUCAGCGUUGCAUUUGAAUUGGGUACAGGGCCCAGCGAUGUUCGAUAUUAUGACUUCUCCCUAUACACAAGAAGAGGUCUUAUUGAAAGAGAUGGAUUUUUGUAGAUCGAGGUUGUUAGAGUUGCAAGAGAUUACCGGCACCAAAGCCGGUGUUAACCUUUCCGAUGAUCUCGGGUCUAAUGGGUCGAAUAGUGGCGGGAGAGACCAUAGUGGAAGAGAUCAGAAUGGUGGCGAUACGCCGGACUAUAGGAGAUUGCAAAUGUCCUUGAGAGGCGAAGGUUUCAAUGUUAAUGAGUUUAGAGACCUAGAUCCCGAGUUUUUGGAUGCAAAACAGGUCUUUGAUGUUUUCACAGUGACGAACACAGAUAAUUUGACCGAUUUAAAUCCUUUGUCAGAUGCCCCUAAUUGUAUCUUUAACGUACGAUUCCUAACAAUACGUGAUGAGUAUUUGGCUCAAUUUUACAGAAGGUUUAAUCAGGUGGCCAAAGAUAAUUUUAAUGACCUAUUGACUAAUUGGAGACAACAAAGGUCAAAGGGCCCAUCCCACUUAAAGAACGAUCAAUCGAUAAGGUUCCCACCAAGGGGUGUCACACAGGAAAUCAUUACAAAAUACUUGACAACAGUGACAGAUACAAAUUCUUUGAUUCCAAUCCUGAAACCAAGAGAGCUAUCGACUGCAGUAGAGCAAUUAUUCGGACGUGAACCUAUUUUCUCACCAAAUAAGUUGGAUUUACCACAGAUCGCUACUUUGGGACAAGUAACAGUGUGUCUAUUGCUCACAUACGAGACUUUAUCAUCAUCAGUUCUCAUCCCUUUGAGAGAUGAACAAUUGACUUUGUUCCAUCAAUUGAGAGAUUGGGUUCCUAGUCUAAUGACUAACUUGCAUUUGAUCAGAUCAGAGAUCGACAGAAGGGACAGUAAUUCAUACUCGGUAAACGUGUUAAAUUUUAUUGCAAUUUGGAAGUAUUAUCAAUCCGUAGCCGAUACUAGUGAUAGUGAUUCGGCCGAUGGUGACGAAGACGUUCAUAUGGCUCGUUUACUUUCUUUGAACCAUGAAUCCAAGAAUCAAUUGCACAUUUUGCUUUGGAAUUUCAUCUUCAAGAACUAUUGCUGGAGACAUCUUUUCAAAGGUGAAAUUCCUUCUAUGGUCAUGGGGUCGGAACAAAAUUCCGCCACCGUCAUUGAUCCACUACUGAAUAAUGAUUUCCCCCUGUUGACUUUCCAAAUAGACAUGCUAAAAUAUCUACAAACUAAGGACUCUAUGGUCUCAUUACCCAAAGUUCUCGCACUUAGAGACCUUUUCAAAGUUAAACUAAAUGACCAGAACAAAAAGUGUUACACAACUGCAGCAAUUAUCACAAGUGUUGUCGAUUCGCUGAUAUAUCGUAACGCAAUGCUGUUCAUUAAUUAUUACCUUUUGAUGCAAUACGAAAAACUGGGUGACGCCGAUACUUUUGCAGAUUAUUAUAAAGAGUUUUUGCAGUUGGUACAAGAGACUUUGUUCUAUGUCUUUUCCAAUUUGGCCAAUUUGAAAUUCGCCGGCUAUGAAUUCAUAUUCGCCAAGAAAUCUUUUCUAACGUUGGAAAACAUAUGUUCUAUGAUCCUAGGGCUCUACCAAAGGUGCUACACUCUAUUGGCUAAGAACACAGGCAUUGUAACGGAUAGUACGAAGGCAGAGGGUCAACAGGCUGAAAUACUCGUACUACUGUUGAAAAAAAUACUAAUGUUGUUGCAAGACUAUGCAAAGAAUCGUAAAGCUGGAAGCCCAUUGAUUUUCAAGCUGGUUUGUAAACUCAGAACAACUUUGGAAUAUAUCGCACAUUGCGAAAGUAGCCCAAUGGUUACGAUGAAUCACGUCAUGGAAAAGAGACCAAUUUCUAGCUCGACCACCAACGCUUUCGAAUUGAUAGACGAUUCCGACCUAGCGAAAGUGGUUACAAAACUGCGUGGCAUAUCAGAAUCAUUGAUCAAAUCAGAUUUUUACAACCAGAGGAAACCAUACCAACCUACAAACCCACAGACAAUAGGCCUAACGGCAGAAAAUUUCUCAGAUGUCUUCAACUCGUUAUAUUCUUAG
Torulaspora delbrueckii is the source of this 2469-nucleotide messenger RNA. It is a transcript of the gene RSC3, whose product is annotated as Rsc3p. Gene Ontology annotation, molecular function: DNA-binding transcription factor activity, RNA polymerase II-specific; zinc ion binding. The transcript has a single exon. Bases 1 to 2469 code for a protein of 822 amino acids. Gene Ontology annotation, biological process: positive regulation of transcription by RNA polymerase II. NCBI's taxonomy places the organism in Eukaryota, Fungi, Ascomycota, Saccharomycetes, Saccharomycetales, Saccharomycetaceae. The record is from RefSeq and is a predicted model, not a curated record. Gene Ontology annotation, cellular component: nucleus.